AUGGCAGCAGCCCCGGGAUCCUCUGCAAGGACCUUCACCCGUGAGGAGUUGGUGUCAAAGACAGUGACGCGUUUGAGGGAUGAGGGUGCCGACGUCACAGAGGAUGAGGUUGCUGCCAUUGUGAACCGCAUUGAGAACAGCGGUGGUCUCUAUGACAAGCAAGCGCUUCUUCGUGUGUGCACUGAAUCCUUGCAGCUUUGUGCUGAAAGAGAUCAGACUGGUAUGGUGUGCAGCCUGAGAUUGAACCAAGAGAACCUCAUGGACGUGCUGAAGAACUUGGCCGAGGAGAUGGAGAACUUGAAAUCCAAAGUGGAGGUUUCUUCAACGGUGCCUGAUCGAAAUCUCCAGCAGCUUGCGGAAUCUGUGCAGAGCUUGCGGAAGGAGCUUGUGGACAAAGUGGAUUACCUCACUGGGCAGGUGCAGGGUCUGGCCCACACGCCUGUCCAGGCUGAGAAGGAGAAAGAGCAUGCCAACGAGCUCAAACCGGCUCAGGCAGAAAAGGAGACGGCCGAAAAACAGUUGGAAGCAGCAAAGGCUGAGGCACCGUUGCCAGUAUUGCUGGGGCAGGCUGGGCAUGCUCCCUUCAAGGAUUUGUCAGAGCAGCAACCAACGGAGGUGCUCGUGCAGCCCAUGAUGCAGGUUUGCCUCGCCACGACUCCGAAACAGCAGCCGAAGAUUGGCAACGCAUCAACCCCUUCCUGUCAGAGGAGGCUAAUGAUGAGGGUGGUGUCAUUCGUCCCAGAAGCCCACGCUCCGAAGAUGAAGGUGCGGGAGGACAUCACCAUGGUUUUCGGCAAUGUUGACGUGAUCGCGUGCUACUCCUUCUGGCAGGGAGGUGACUUCAUCAAGAACGACAAUACGCCUGUUGCGCCUGAUGUGGUGAAGGCCAUGAGAACUUGCGUCAUUACAGGCAGCAAACUGACGCAGCCCAUCUCUCACAUGAUGGGAGCUGAGAAGCUGCGCUACACUGGCGAGUCCUCCGUGCAGGCUGAGCCCCUUGAGCCGAAGUUGGCAGAAGGGAAGGCGGUGGAAACUUCUGGAAAAGAAUUUUGUGAGGUGCAAAGAUUUAAUGCUCAAGAAGCUGCUGAGUGGAUCUCCAGCCGAUACCAGGCUGUUAUGGAGCAAUACGAAGCGCAGAAACUGACUGGAAAAUAUGACAUCCGUUUGGCAUCGGAUCUGUUGGAAGAGGUGCCAAAACCUGAUCGUACUGAGCGCGCUGCGAAGACAUACUUGUGCAAGCUCCACGUGAUGGGCCGAUGCCGCGAGGGACAGGAGUGCCCUCAUGCGCAUGGUAAAGAUGAGCUGGCCGAGUCUCUGCAGGGCCGUGCUUGCGGCCAUGGCCAACAUCCAGAGCACGCGUUGCAGCACAGACAGCUAGAGGAGCGACAGCUGAAGGAGCAACAAAGACGUUCCCGUGCGCUAGGCGUACUUCUUGGCAACACUGUUGCCUCGGACGCGCUGCCUGAGGCAAAAGCAUUGCAGUGCAUGGGCGGGGCGGUUGCUGCACCAGCCCCCAGUGCUGGGAUGGAGAUGCUGGGGCAACAUGCCACAGGACAAGUGAAGAGUUUCUUUGCCAAGCGCGGCUAUGGUUUCAUCAGCAUGACGCCGCCGGCCUCAGGAGAUAUCUUCUUUGCCAAGCGAGAUCUACCCAUAGCUAUCCAGGAACGCCUCCAAGUUAUAUGCGGGGCCCUGUUGCAGACUCCCUUCACCAUCUUGCCACCCCCUGGAGGAGACGAACCUUAUUGGUGUGAAAAUUGAAUUUGACAUCGGCAGCAGCAAUGAUGGUCGGACACAGGCCAAGAACCUUCUGUGCAUGGAUGGCGACAGCAGCAGCUUUGGUAUGGUUGGCCCUAAGGGCUCUGGAAAAGGUAAAAGGGACUUGGAGAGCCCAGCUUCGCUCCUCCCAACAGGUGAUGCCAGCGAUGGGUCUCGUCUCCUGGGGCAGAUCCGAGAUGUGAACCAGG
This is a messenger RNA of Cladocopium goreaui, 1964 nucleotides long. The record is from the annotation of a GenBank genome assembly. Lineage: Eukaryota; Dinophyceae; Suessiales; Symbiodiniaceae.